Messenger RNA from Penicillium alfredii, 894 nucleotides. Its product is annotated as Short-chain dehydrogenase/reductase SDR. The record is from RefSeq and is a predicted model, not a curated record. The transcript has 2 exons. The coding region runs from base 1 to 894 and encodes 297 amino acids. NCBI's taxonomy places the organism in Eukaryota, Fungi, Ascomycota, Eurotiomycetes, Eurotiales, Aspergillaceae.
AUGUCGACACCAACCUUCAAACCCCCAAACCGCCCCCUAACCUGGCUGAUAACCGGCAGCUCCUCCGGCCUCGGCCUAGCCAUAACACGCCAAAUCCAAGCAGAUGGCCACAAAGUGAUCGCGACCUCACGCCAACCCUCCCGCACGCCCGAGCUAGUCCGCGAAAUCGAGGAGCAUGGCGGCGAAUGGCACGCGCUGGACGUCGACAACACGACAUCGGGGCCCGCGCUGAUCCACAAACUCGAGGCAGCGGGUGAGAACAUCGACGUGCUGGUUAACAACGCGGGCGCGAUCCUGUUCGGGGCCAUGGAGCAGUUCACGGAUGAGGAGCUACGGGCACCGAUGGAGACGAUGUAUUUCGGGCCGAGUCGGCUGAUUCGUGCAGUCUUGCCUGCGAUGCGGGAAAGGCGGUUUGGUCUUGUUGUUAAUAUUAGUUCGGGGGCUGCGUUGGAUGGGAAGGAGAGUAUGGGAGCUUAUGCGGGGGCUAAGGCUGCGCUGGAUGGCUCCUCGCGCGUCCUCGCGAAAGAAGUCGCCCCCUUCAAUAUCCGCGUCCUGACGGUCUGGCUCGGCACCUUCAACACCAAUAUCGGGAAUGCCUCGGCGCUGGCGCGUAACCCUCUGCCAGACGUGUAUCAGGGGUCCAUGGCGGCGCGCAUGAUGGAUGCUAUUAGCAGUGGCAAUUUCCCAGCUAAUGGUGACAGACUCAAGGCGGCCAAGGCGAUCUAUGAGGUGGCCGUGGGCGAAGGUGGUGGCGCGGGACGGGAGACGGAGCUGUUUCUGCCCAUGGGUGGUGAUAUGAUCUCGCGGGUCGAAGUGGUGCGGGACCAGUGUGUGCGGGCGCUGGAGGUGUUUGGAGAUGUUGCGGCGAGUGUUGGUAUUGAUGCAAAGGCGUGA